AUGGUUGUGUAUAUGAUGAAGAUUCCAAAUACUUACUCAUCAACUAGAUUAAUAUUAUUACGUUUCAUAUUCUUGUUAGUUUUAUCAUAUAGAACAAACUCGUUGGUGAAACUUGCACCAAAUGUUACAGUUCCUGCAUUCAUAGCUUUUGGAGAUUCGAUAAUGGAUACUGGAAAUAACAACUAUAUCAAAACAAUGGUGAAGUGCAAUUUCUCUCCUUAUGGCAUAGAUUUUGAAGGAGGGAUUCCAACAGGUCGAUUUUGCAAUGGAAAAAAUCCCUCUGACUUGAUAGUUGAAUAUUUUGGUAUUAAGGAGGUUUUACCAGCUUAUUUGGAUCCAAAUCUGAAACCAAGUGACCUUCCUACUGGUGUAUGCUUUGCUUCUGGUGCUUCUGGUUAUGAUCCUUUAACAUCUAAAAUUGUGUCGGUGAUUUCAAUGUCUGAUCAACUAGAAUUGUUCAAAGAAUAUAUAGUGAAACUCAAAAGCGUGGUUGGAGAAAAAAGAAAAAACUUCAUCAUAGCAAAAGCACUUUUCCUUGUUGUAGCUGGAAGUGAUGACCUUGCCAACACUUAUUUUACUAUUCGCACCCCACAACUACACUAUGACGUUCCUGCUUAUACUGACCUUAUGGUCAACGAAGCCUCAAAGUUCGUUAAGGAAAUAUAUCAACUUGGAGCUAGGAGAAUUGGAGUGUUCAGUGCAGCACCUAUUGGAUACUUACCAUCACAGAGGACUUUAAGUGGGGGUGUAUUUAGAAAUAUCAAUGAGGAAUACAAUGAAGCAGCCAAGUUAUUUAACUCCAAACUCUCAAAGCAAAUGGAUUAUCUUCAUUCUAAUUUGCCUAAUAGUAGGGUUGUUUAUGUUGAUAUUUACACCCCCUUACUUGAUAUCAUUGUAAAGCCUCAAAAAUAUGGGUAUAAAGUUGCAGAUAAGGGUUGUUGUGGAACAGGAAAUCUAGAAGUUUCAAUAUUAUGUAACCCUUUGACUCCCACAUGUGAUGAUAAUAAAGAAUAUGUAUUUUGGGAUAGUUAUCAUCCUACAGAAAGUGUAUACAGAACACUUGUGGCUGAAGUUCUUCCAAAAUAUAGGGAUCGUUUGACAAGAUGA
Molecule: messenger RNA, 1107 nt
Organism: Lathyrus sativus (Indian pea)
Lineage: Eukaryota; Viridiplantae; Streptophyta; Magnoliopsida; Fabales; Fabaceae
Source: the annotation of a GenBank genome assembly